AUGGCCAAAUCCCCAGAAUCUCAAGGGCUCCUCGACCCCAAGUUCCAGAGCACGACGGAUAGGGUCGUCACACCGAAGCGGUGCAAUGCCCGCCGCUUCAUCCGCGCCAUCCUCUGGGUCGCCGUGCCCGUCCUUAUCUUCUUCUCCUUCUUUGGCGGCAAGACUGUCCUUCCCAAAUUUGGCCGUCCCUGCCACGGCACCUCCUCCGACCUCCAAUCCCCGAGCCUUCAAUCUCCUGAUGCAAUCUGCGGCACCUCCUUCCAGACCAUCCUAGACGACAGCUACCCCGUAUCGUUCUCGCCUUCCGACGACCUCUUUAUCAACCAGUCCCAAGGCAAACGCCGCCGCGGCCACUGGCGCCGAGACCCCCACGUCUCCGGCUCUGUGCAAGUCAUCCGCUCCUCCGGCCCGGAAGGCAAGCUCGACGUCAAGAUCGAAGUAAACGACGAAGACAUCCCCGUGCACACGUCAUGGGACGCCGAGACGCAAUAUCUGCGCAUUCGCGUUGAGGCCGUUGAUUUCUUCGAUGAGCCUCCUCCGCGGCCGUGCGUUGAUAUCCAUGCUGUUCUGCACGUUCCCUCCGAUGCCGAGCUGCGGAACUUGAAGAUUGAGGUUACGGCGCUGGAUGUUGCGCUGGAGGAGAACCUCGGCUUGACGGCGGAGGAAGCUAUCCUGACCACCGUGGUCGGCUCCCUCGACGUAGCCCCGAACGCCAUCAAGUCCGGAGGCAGGAUAGCGCUCACUACCGUCUCGGGCAACAUCCGCGGCUCCCUGCCCCUCCUCCAAACCCUUGAAUCCUUCUCAGCAUCCGGCAAGAACGAGAUCGACGUCUACCGCACCGAAAAACGAGGCGACGACAUCCCCAAAGCAACUCUGACCGUCUCAACCGUGUCGGGCAACCUCAAAGUGCGCGACCCCCUCGACGACGCCGCCCACCUCCCGAAGGCUGACUACGUCCGCAGAGUCUCCACCGUGUCGGGCAACAUCGACGCCGCUCUGCUGUUUGGCUCCUACGCUGAUAUUUCGGCCGUCGGCGGUGGAAGGGUCGACACUACUCUUUUGCCUAUCCUAUUCGAUUCUCUCUCCGGUAAUGACGAAGGCGAGCGUGGAGAUGAGGACUUCGUUCACAGUUGGCUCAAGAGCGACGUCACCUCCGGAAACGUCGGGAUCGAGGUCCUUGAGCCGGUGUGGCUGGGUGAAUCGGAUAAGAAGUGGGCUCUUCGCUCGGGUCACGGUGGUGUGAGCGGGAACGUUGAGAUUCGUCUUCCUGAUGCUUGGGAGGGUACUUUUGCUGUGGGUACUCUUACUGGCAGGAUUUCUGUCAGUGGGAAGGAUGUCCAGCUUGGGACGAGACAGGAGGGAGGUGAGAAGGUGGACAUGUCUGCCUUUAGGUCGAUUAGGGGGUAUAAGGGGGAUGGAGAGUCUCGGCUGAGCGCUGAGACUACCACUGGCAACAUCAAGGUUGUCAUCGGACAGGAGUGA
Messenger RNA from Scedosporium apiospermum, 1482 nucleotides. RefSeq lists its product as uncharacterized. The transcript has 2 exons. NCBI's taxonomy places the organism in Eukaryota, Fungi, Ascomycota, Sordariomycetes, Microascales, Microascaceae. The coding region runs from base 1 to 1482 and encodes 493 amino acids. The record is from RefSeq and is a predicted model, not a curated record.